Molecule: messenger RNA, 1297 nt
Organism: Gastrolobium bilobum
Lineage: Eukaryota; Viridiplantae; Streptophyta; Magnoliopsida; Fabales; Fabaceae
Exons: 6
Coding region: 171-1016 (281 amino acids)
Molecular function (GO): phosphoprotein phosphatase activity
Source: RefSeq, a predicted model, not a curated record
CACAAUAUACAGAAAAUAAGAAAAAAGGAAAAGGAAAUAAAGAGAGAGACAAAGAAAAGUGAAACGGACGUUAAUAUCGUAGGCAUCACGGCACAAAUCACAAUCAGCAAUUGAAGGCAUAAUAGCUCCGAUUGAGAUUUGGGUGAAUCAUAUUUUUUUUGUGUUCGUUGAUGAUAAUGGGCGAGUUGACUCAGACCGAGGUGUACCCUCCCAUAACUCAGCAAGCAUGGAACGCACUGUUGAACUGGUUCGGCUUCUUCUCUCAGAUAGUUUCUCAGAUCAUUGGAGCCUUCGCUCACUACCCUUUACUCUCUUUCUCAUCUUCUGAUUCCUCCUUCGACCCUUUACCCACCGUUGACCACCCCUCCUCCGCCGUCGAUCACCGCCCUCUCCAAAAGCUCACGGUUGUGCUUGACUUGGAUGAAACACUGGUAUGUGCAUAUGACACGUCAAGUUUGCCGGCUGCACUACGUACUCAAGCAAUUCAGGCUGGUUUAAAUUGGUUUGAGCUGGAAUGUGUAUCUUCUGACAAGGAAGCAGAGGGAAAACCAAAAAUCAAUUAUGUUACAGUCUUUGAACGCCCUGGGUUGAAAGAAUUCUUAAGGCAACUUAGUGAAUUUGCUGACCUUGUGCUGUUUACUGCCGGUCUUGAAGGUUAUGCUAGACCCCUUGUUGACAGAAUAGACAGAGACAGUUUGUUUAGUCUACGACUUUAUCGGCCCUCAACAAUUAGCACAGGAUACCGAGAACAUGUGAAAGAUCUUACCUGCAUAUCAAAGGAUGUAUGCCGCAUUGUCAUUGUAGACAACAAUCCCUUCAGUUUUUUAUUGCAACCAGACAAUGGAAUUCCAUGCAUCCCAUUUUCUGCUGGGCAACCACAUGACACACAGCUUCUAGAUGUCAUUCUUCCACUUCUCAAGCAUCUCUCUGAUCAGGAAGAUGUUAGACAUGCGCUCCAUGAAAAGUUCAACAUGUCUGAAUGGUUCCAAAAGCAAGGGAUUCCAGUUUCCAGUUGACGUUGUAGGAUUAAAUUUGUUUACUAUUUUAACUCUUGCUCUCUCUUUUUUUCUCGUAAAAUUCUUAGUUAUAUUGCUGGGAAGCUUCUCAUUGGACAACAUAGAUUUUUAUGUGUAUCAUCAAUUUAUUUCUGUAGUAUCCAGAGUUUUCAAAUGCUACCAUAAUUCCGAUUCUUGUUUAUAGGCUUGCAAUCUGUUGGAAAGUGUCUCGUAAUCCCUUGUACAGUUAUUUAUUAAUAAUUAUUAGCAGUUCAAACAUUCAUUACAUUGGUGUAGUUUGU